AUGGUCAACCCGAAAGCCGAACGGGCCCUUGAAGAGGCCAAGAAGCUCGUGGCUCAACUGGAAUCAUACGAUGAUAAUCCAGUCACCCACCAGGCGGUUCUGAAGCAAACAGAGGCAGUCCGUAUUGCCAUCCAGUCGCCUAUGAACCGUAUGAACCAUCUGAUGGAGCAAGUCAGUUUUGGAGGCGCCUUUCAGACCAUCAUUGGCACCCGAGCGUACGACACUAUGCCCGAGGAUGGAAGUUCCAUCACUGCUGUAGAGUUGGCUAAGAUCACCAAUAUAGCUACUACAGUAAUUGAGCGCGUUUACCGCGUAGCCAUCAAUCAUGGCGUUUUCGUCGAGACUGCACCUGAUACAUACGCUCACAACGACCUGUCGCGAAUUCUCAACCCAAGGGGUUUGGGAUCCUUCUUCCUUAUCAUCACCGAGUUUGGACGAGCUUUUCUGCAUCUGGCUGAUUACUGCAAGACACACAAACCAGAAGAUGUGUUUGACUUGACCAAAUCACCAGCUGUAUACUCGGUCGGAAAGGAACACCUCGGCAAAUCAUACUACGAGCUGCUAGAGAUGGAUCCUGAUCCUGAGCGUCGAGAACUCUGGAAUGCCAACAUGGUUGCUGUCGAUGAGCUUAUGCCUGUUGUUGGCAUGUUUCCGUUCGCAUCUCUCAAGGACGAGGUCAAGCAGGACCCUGAGCGGCCCUUUCUGGUUGAUAUCGGGUCUGGUCGUGGACAUUCAUGCAUCGCGAUCAAAAAGGACAUUGGCGAUGCUUUUGACGCCAAGUUUAUCUUGCAAGACCUUCCCGGCGUUAUCAGCACUAUGGAUCCGAAAGACUACCCAGGUUUUGAGCUAAUGGUAUAUGAUGCAUUUAAACCGCAGGCUGUCAAGAAUGCUCGCAUCUACUUUAUGCGCCGUUUCCUCCACGACUUCUACGCCCCAGUCUGUAUCGAGUUCGUUAAGAACACCGCAUCAGCCAUGGGUCCCGACUCUCGUCUCAUCAUCUGCGAUCAGCUCAUCCCUGACACUGUCAAAGAGCAGGAGAACGUAAACUUAUACUGGCUUGACUUUGCUCUUCUGUGCAUGACAGGACAGGAGAAGAAGAAAUCCGAUUUCGAGGAGAUCUUUAAGGCAGCUGGUUUGGAACUGGUCAAGAUUUAUCCAUCUUCCUACGGAUGCACUGUAAUGUUGGAGGCGAGGCUGAAGAGGUCUGAGUAG
Fusarium coffeatum is the source of this 1212-nucleotide messenger RNA. RefSeq lists its product as uncharacterized. The coding region runs from base 1 to 1212 and encodes 403 amino acids. Gene Ontology annotation, molecular function: O-methyltransferase activity. The record is from RefSeq and is a predicted model, not a curated record. The transcript has 2 exons. NCBI's taxonomy places the organism in Eukaryota, Fungi, Ascomycota, Sordariomycetes, Hypocreales, Nectriaceae.